AUGCUAGUGCGCUUCAUCCAAAAACUUUGUUACUUCUUUGGUGGAGGCUUCCACGAUCAGAUUGUGGCCGAGUUCCCUGUGAUUAAAAGUAUUUUUGGAGAAGUUCGACCUCAACACAAUAACGUAACACUAACGAGUAUGGCUAUCGGUAGUAUGCCAAAUCCAGGAUUAUUCUUUGUCCGUGGCGACUAUAUUACAAACUACAAUGAGGUUUCUAACAGCCGAAGUUAUUUUAAGUUAUUUCAUAAAUUGCGCCAAUAUAAAUUUAUGACGUUCUUAAACUUUCUAUUUAAUUUACUAUUCAAGGUUUGGCAAGCUGUACCACGCUCACAGCAGUGUCGUAGUGGAAUUCGACCUGUUGUAAAUAUGGAGCAGUGCAAAGAAUGGGUUCGAGUGCUUAAGUGGCCAGGUGACGUGCGAUCGAGUGGUUGCUCAAGCGAAGCUUUAGCUGAUUGCCAAUUUCUUCGUGCGACAUUUCCGAAGCGAAACGAGGACGAGGACGAACCAACUUAUGAGCUGUUUUCGAUCAUCUCACGUUUGAUGCAGCGCUCAAGUUCGAGAAUUUACUUCGGCUCUGUGUUCACGACAAGACGUGGUCUUCCCCCAGAAGUUAGUGUCAAAGAUGUCGGGUCCUUUCGCGCUGACUAUGCAGCUAAGGCAUUGGUUUCCCGGGGAUGCACUGUAUCCGACCAACUUUUAUUGGACGAAUGUAAGAGGGGAGCCGAUGGUGAGCUGAUAGACAGCCACCUCUUUUUUGAACGCGUUCGCUGGUGUAUGAAAGAAUGCAGUCGCGCUUGCGAGGAAGCGCUAGAGAAUUUGUUAUGUGCUGUAGAUGAACGAAGAACGGUGGAAUUACUGCGAGCCUUUCAUCAGAUGUACACGGUUCGUGUUCAUGCAAUAAAACGAUGCCAACGCGGGGAUGUUCGUGAUUUGAGGAAGUCAUUGCCGCGAAACUGUGUCCUUGUAAGAAAGGUGAUGGUGACACCGCUCAAAACACUAUUUAUGGCUCCAGAAGUGAUGAUGACGAAUCGUGUAGUGCGUCGUUUCGGCGAGGAAAACGCUCUGCGCUGUGUCUUUCGUGAUGAUUCUGGUGCUAAACUCAUUGUCAAGGAUUUCGUUCAAGGCCCAUGUUAUGACCAGCAAUCUUCCAUUGUGGCCAAUAUUGUGCAAAAAACUCUUUCACAUGGUCUGCAAAUUAACAAUCGUCAUUAUCACUUUCUGGCGUGGAGUAAUUCACAGAUGCGUGACCACGGCUGUUAUAUGUAUGCACCGACGUUGGAUUGUCGAACAGGUGAUGUGUCCAUGACUGUUGAGGACAUGCGAAAGUGGAUGGGCGACUUCAGUGGUACCAAGAACGUCCCGAAAUUGAUGAGUAGAAUGGGUCAAUGUUUUACGCAAGCUCAACCUACGGUGACGAUUUUACCGAGUGAAUGCUCCGUGCAAGACGACGUUGAAGGAGGAGCUGGCCAUCCCGAAACUGGUGAAUCUUAUUGCUUUUCGGAUGGAUGUGGUCGAGUUGCUCCAUCCCUUGCUCGGCGUAUUGCAUUAGCUCUACAGUUAGACAUUAUUCCCAGUUGCUACCAGGUUCGUUUCAAAGGUUUCAAAGGCGUGCUAGCAAUUGACCCGUCUCUUGAUUUAGUGACAAAUGGCCCAAAAAUUGUCUUUAGAAAAAGUCAAAUGAAAUUUAAAGAAAGGUGUGAUGAACAAGAGAACAAUAUUCUCGAGGUUGUCAAGUACUCCAUGCCUUCCGCGGUGUGCCUCAACCGCCCACUCAUCACAAUUUUGGACCAGGUGACAGAGAAGCAAUCUAAAUGCCUCCAUAAAAAGCUAUGCGCUAAGGUUCAUUAUUACCUCGAAACAGAAUUGUCUGUAGUAUUUAUGUUCUUUUAUCCUAUGCUUCUGGAUGAUUCCGUUGCCGCCGACGAACUCACUCUCCGCCUAAAUCUACCUAUUAAUUUUGUUCGCCUCAGAGAGUGCGGUAUUUGCAUCACAAAUGAACCAUUCUUACGACGAAUUCUGGUCUCUGUUUAUCGAUACAAUAUUAACAACCAUCUAAACUGGUCUGUUACAAUACGGACAGGUGUUCAUUCAAUAUUCUGUAUCUGUCAGGAAGGUCCAGUUAUGAUCACAAAGAACCCAUGUCAUGUGGCUGGAGAUGUUAGGAUGUUCACAGCUGUCUAUCAACCAGCUCUAGCUCACCUAUUCGACGUCGUCGUUUUCCCAAGACAUGGUCCUCGACCUCAUCCUGAUGAAAUGGCCGGAAGUGAUCUAGAUGGCGAUGAAUAUUCGGUAAUAUUUGACCCGGACAUUCACUUCGAUCACAACGAAGAAGCAAUGACGUUUCCAAAGAGUUCUCCUGACGACUUUGACACGACCGAUGACAUGGUGGAUUUCUUCCUUAAAUAUCUAAGACAGGAUUCCAUCGGUAGGAUGAGUAAUGCUCACCUCAUUAUGGCUGAUCGAAAAGGAUUAUUUGACGAGGUCUGUAAUGAAAUUGCUCGUAAAUGCGCCAUUGCGGUGGAUUUCCCGAAAAGUGGUGAACCAGCUGAACCUCUGACUGUCCAUGAACAAAGCGAUGUCGUGCCAGAUUACAUGUUUUCUGUUGUCAAACCAAUGUAUCGAAGUCGCCGACUUAAUGGACAGUUGUACAGAAAGGCGAAGAAAGUGGAAGAAGUUCUGGAUGUAUGUGAGCUCUCGACGAGUGUUUUUGAGCAUGAUGUAUUAUGCCCAUCUGGUUUUGAUCCAUUCGGAGGUAACGACUCGGAACGUGCAAACGUACGUCGCAUACGAAACGAGUAUGCUGCUAGAAUCCAGCAAUUGCUUGAUGAAUAUGGCGUGUGCGACGAGGCAUCAAUUGUCUCUGGUCAUAUUGUGAGCUUAAAAAGGCUAGCGACCAUGGAGAAGGAUGACUACUCAUUUUACCAUACGGAUAAGAUUGUUGAACUUCGCUACACCAAAAUAUAUCAUCAGUAUCGUGCAUAUUUUUUUGAGGAAUUUGGAGGAGAAUCGGCAGUUUAUCAGCGUGAUCCGUCCGGUAAAUAUAGUCUACGUUGUGAUAAAAAUAUGGAAAUGAAGGCACUACAGUGGUUUGUUCAUUUUGAAGAAAAAGUGGUACAAACUUUGAUUCUGUUUUAUAUUUUGAGCAGUAAUAAAAAUAGGUCUGCCAAGGUCCUCACUGUUUCGAGUCAAUUCUUUAAAUAUCUUUUCCCAAUAUUAACAUUUUCUCUACUGUCUACUUUAGCGUUCCGAACCUACCAUCAUAUCGCAGUGUCAGGUCGCUUCGACUCUAUGUAUGUCGGAGAAGUUAUUCAAGAUUGGAGCGAGAGCGAAUCAAGGGAUCCUAUUAUUGUAUCGAGCAGCCUGUUCCGACAGAGCUAUGGUGAAAGUCCACUAUCAGCACACAGAAUUCUUGAUUUGCUUCGGGAAUGGACAGGUGUGUCACAAAUUCUCACACGCAACAUGUAUCAGAAUCGUCGUAACGAUGUGAUUCUGAUUACGAGCGUCGGUACAGCAACUGCUCGACAGCGUCUCUCACGUCUUCUUCUACUUCCGAUAGAUCAACUUCGACGUGCCAUACGCGAUGAAAUCAUGCCGCUAACUGUGAGAGAUGAGACACUUUAA
This is a messenger RNA of Angiostrongylus costaricensis, 3621 nucleotides long. NCBI's taxonomy places the organism in Eukaryota, Metazoa, Nematoda, Chromadorea, Rhabditida, Metastrongylidae. The record is from the annotation of a GenBank genome assembly.